CACAAGCAGACUGACUGUGUGUGGCUGGUUCUCAUUGUGAUUGAACAGCAUUGGGAACUACAGGGCUUCCCUCACUUCUACUGUGUGCCCUGCUCUCUUCCUCCUCCAUCCAUUCCCCACUCUGUGCUUCCUUCCUUCCACUGGAUGCAAUAAGUCUGCAAACUUUGCUCCCUGCACACAAAGGCCAAGCUCCAGGUAUAUUAUGCAUACAUCUUGUAUACAAUAUAUCUUACAACUCUCAGCACUCCCACCCCUCAUUUCACAGUCACUUUCAUUGUAAUUUCUCUGCAAUAAUUCAUCCUCUUUGUCUUCUUUCACUCACGUUUUUUCAGUUAUCCUUCAUGGGCAGUUAUUGAUCAUGUAAAAGUUGGGCUUUGUUUUUUUUUUUUUUGUUUUUUUAUCUUGAAGUACCAAAUUCCAUUCUAGAAUCAAUCCUCGCUACAUAUAGUUCUGUCCCCAUUCAUGUAAUUUAGAACAAUCACUUUUUUAAAGUUGGGUUAUUUAAAAAAGUAAAAUAAAAAAAUAUAUAUAAUCGCCAUACAUUUUUUGAAACAUUAUGCUUGCUCCUGAUCCUAGCUUCUGUAUUGCCUUAUAAUAGGAUUACUGUAUUUGUCUUUAACCCUUUCAGUGCCACCCAGUUUCAAUGUAUUUGGCAUUUAUUUUCUGAAUCUGGUCAUUUAAUUUUCUUUUUAUUAACAGAUUUUGUUCACUGUGUGUAUAUACUUACUAUACUGAUCAAGGUUUCUGUGUUUAUUUUUAUUAUGAAAGGUUCAUGCUUGUGCUGAUAAAAUAAUAAAAAAAGAACCAUCUUCCAGCGAAUGAAGUGUUGAAAAGGGACAAAAAAUGCCAUCGGUGAUGGAGAAAUCUGGCUCCAAUGCAAUUAUUUCCAACAAAAGGGUCAAAUCGGACAGUGUGGGCAGCAAUUCAGAGGAAGAGAGCAGCGAGGACGAAGCUCCCAGGGGUGAGGGGUUAACUAACUGCAGUGAUGCUUUGGAAACAAACGGGUUAACGAAGGCUUGUGUUUCUUCGGUGUAAAACGGGGCUAUGUGAGGCAAGGAAGGGGUUAAGUGAUAUCUAGUAGAGUUUUGUCAGUAGAAAGGGUUACACCAUAACCUGCAGAAUCCUGUUGGACCUGUGUAUUUUGGCAGGAGAGAGGUUGAGUGGUGAUCUCCAGGUUAGGGAAAGGGUUAAACUAAGCAAUGUUUUGUAGCAUUUUGACUGGAUCAGAAUAAAAUAAUGCGAUGUAGCAUCAAUGUAGGAUACAUUGAUUGGGGCCUGGAAAGGGUUAAACAAUACAGUUGAGGCUUGGUAUUUCUGUGCACUAUAUAAACUAAAUUCAUAUUCCUCUGUCUAUGAGUGGUAGGGUAGCAAUGAAAUGAUAAGUUGUAUGAUCACUGAAACGUUCUGCCUGUGUGUAGAAUCCCUGCAUUAUUCUGUGCAUGAUCGUGAUAGGGUUAAAUAAUGCUCUGUAGGCUCACUGGAGAGGGUUCUGUCUAUGGCAGGAUAGAGGUUAAAUAAAGCUCUGUAGGAUUAUUGGAGAGGGCUCUGUCUAUGGCAGGAUAGUGGUUAAAUAAUGCUCUGUAGGCUCAUUGGAGAGGGCUCUGUCUAUGGCAGGAUAGUGGUUAAAUAAAGCUCUGUAGGCUCAUUGGAGCGGGCUCUGUCUAUGGCAGGGUAGUGGUCAAAUAAUGCUCUGUAGGCUCACUGGAGAGGGCUCUGUCUAUGGCAGGAUAGUGGUCAAAUAAUGCCCUGUAGGCUCAUUGGAGAGGGCUCUGUGAAUGGCAGGACAGAGGUUAAAUAAUGCUCUGUAGGAUCACUGGAGAGGGCUCUGUCUAUGGCAGGAUAUUGGUUAAAUAAUGCUUUGUAGGCUCACUGGAGAGGGCUUUGUGAAUGUCAGGAUAGUGGUUAAAUAAUGCUCUGUAGGAUUACUGGAGAGGGCUCUGUCUAUGGCAGGAUAGUGGUUAAAUAAUGCUCUGUAGGAUUACUGGAGAGGGCUCUGUCUAUGGCAGGAUAGUGGUUAAAUAAUGCUCUGUAGUUUCACUGGAUAGGGCUCUGUGUAUGUCAGGAUAGUGGUCAAAUAAUGCUCUGUAGUUUCACUGGAGAGGGCUCUGUGUAUGGCAGGAUAGAGGUUAAAUAAUGCUCUGUUAGGCUCACUGGAGAGGGCUCUGUGUACGGCAGGAUAGUGGUCAAAUAAUGCUCUGUAGGCUCAUUGGAGAGGGCUCUGUCUAUGGCAGGAUAGUGGUUAAAUAAUGCUCUGUAGGAUUACUGGAGAGGGCUCUGUCUAUGGCAGGAUAGUGGUUAAAUAAUGCUCUGUAGGAUUACUGGAGAGGGCUCUGUGUAUGGCAGGAUAGUGGUUAAAUAAUGCUCUGUAGGAUUAUUGGAGAGGGCUCUGUCUAUGGCAGGAUAGUGGUUAAAUAAUGCUCUGUAGACUCACUGGAGAGGGCUCUGUCGGAUUACUGGAGAGGGCUCUGUGUAUGGCAGGAUAGUGGUUAAAUAAUGCUCUCCAGGGGAGAGUUUGAGACUUUGCAUAAUGAUGGCAGGAGAAGGCUUAAGUGAUUGUCUGCCUAAGGAGGGCAUGGUCUAUAGUCCACUAUCAGGGAAGAGGUUAAAUUAGAAUUACAAUUGAUUGUAAAAAGUAAAAGAAUUAUAUUUAAUUUAACCCUUGUUGUGCUGGAAAGCUGACUGCACUCCUUUCUGACAGUGUUUUCCGAUCAACAGUGAACACAUUGAGCCUUUUACCAUGAACCUUUUUUUACAAGUCAGUUUGAAGCUGCUCAUGCUAAGAUUCACAGUUUUCUGUACGAAUAUACCUUCUCAUGCCUAAUUACUGAUAAUACCUACCCAUUAUUUACCCCCCAGAAGUGUAUACCUUUCUCCUGUUUAGCCAUUGUCUACCUCUUGUUUUUUUUUUGUUUUUUUUUUCUUCUCUGCUGCCUGCAGAUCUGUCUCUAGCCUGCCUCCCCCUCCACCUGUGUCUGUCACAGCUUUCUGCCUCUCAGUUGAUUUUUUUUUAUUUUUUUUAUUUCGUCCCCUCCUAUCACUACCUUAUUCUCUUCCCCAUGACUGCCUGUUCUCACCUCUCUCAUUUAUCACAGUUUGUUCAUUCUCCCUGUUACCUGCCCUCCUUUCUCUCACUAUCUAUGUCUCCUGCUGCAUCAGUUCCCCUCACCCCCUCCAUCUGAAGCAGUGCAUGGCUCUUCUUAUAUUGACUGCUGUUUCCUACAACUUUUUUCAGUUCUACUCCCCCCGAAGUAUACGUUUCAACACUGGUUCUAUCUUUUUUUUUAUAACCGCUUGAUGCCUCUCCCCUUGGUCUAGCAUGUAUGUUUGUUUAUAUUCUUAUUAUAUUAUAUAGUAUACAGUUGUUCACUUUUACAAUACUAGGUAAUUUAUAUCUGUAGUCUUGUGUUGUUUUGUAGCACUGUCUACUUCAGGGGUGCCCAAACGGUAGAUCCCCGGAUGUUGUUUAAUUACAGCUCUCAUGAUGCUGUGCAUGACUUUUUAGAAUGCUUUAGAAUGACAAGGCAUCAUGAGAGUUGUAGUUAUACAACAUCCGGGGAUCUACCUUUUGGGCACCCCUAGACUUCUUUCUCAUCUCCAUUCUGUUUAAAAGGAUGCUGGAGUGGCUAGCUUUACUAAGAUCACACUUUCAAUGUUUGUGCAAGUUAUCGUUUUGCAGAUGUAAUUUUUUUUUUCAGUCCUUGCUACGACUGUCAGUCAUUCAUAGCCAGCUCAUUAUUUUCAGUACAAGUGCUUUCACAGGGGUAGACAGUCUUUGGCAUUCCAGAUAUUGUGGACUACAUCUCCCUUGAUGCUUUGCCAGCAAUAUGACAACUAGAGUCACCAUGAGGAGUUCCCAUAGGCUGCCUAGUCAUGGCUUAUAAUAUCAUAUAAACCCUUGUUCAGCAGAGGCCUACAGGAUAUCAAUUUCAACUCCAUGCAGCAGUUCUAUCUAUAUGAAAACAUGAAUAAAGCUAUUAUCUCCGUUCGUGUUUUUUUUUUUUUUUUUUUUAAAUGUUAAAUUUAUUUUAUAAAUGGAGCAACCCUGCAUGCUGGACCACGUCCUUUACAGAUAUCUCUGAAGGUGCUUCUCAGAGAGCUGGGAGCAUGCAUAUCAUUACUUGUACAGCCAGAGGGAGCAUUGCUUCCUCCUAUAAUGUAUGUGAGCUAGAGGGUGGGCUUAUAGUUGUUGGGUUUGGCCUCAUACUGCCUGCUUGUUUGGUUGUUCUGUUUAUGAUUACUGUUUUGUCCUUUUAUCUAACAUCUUUAUAGGGGCUGCUUGCCGACUGUCCUUAAUUUUAGCUCUGCUCCUACAUUCUUCCCUGGUUGUAUCAGCAGCCUUCCAUUCACGGCUGGUUUUAUUUCCUGCUAAAUCCGUGAAUGGCAUCUCUUUGUCUCUAGCACUGUGUGUCUGCCAUCUCAGUUUCCCUUAUCCUCAAUGCUCAAUCUCCCAUACUCCUCUUUUCGACCAUUGCUUACUCCCUUUCCUGUCAUUUCCUCUCUUUUGUCUGCUCUCUAACAUCCAUCCUUUCCUCCAGCUCCUUUUCCCACCCUUUCCCUCACUUAGUGUGCUGGCUCUUAUAUGUUCUCUCUGCUCAUCUCAUUUAUUUUGUUGGAGUAAUCUCUGCCUGCCAUGUUUGCCAUUCUCUAAUUUCCCCUUUCCACCAUCUCCUGGUGUGCCGCCUGUUUUCCUUUCUGUCCAGACCUGCUUUCCUCCUCUCAUUUCCUUUUCUAGAGUCCCACCUCCUGUCAAUCUUUCCCCCACUGCCUCUACUUUUCCAGCCUCAUCUGAUCAUGCUAUUCUCUAAUCCUCUCUCUUGUAGUGCUGUCUGCACUCCCUCCUGUUCAUAUUUCUCAAAUUCUGCAUGGCUCUUUUAUCCACUGUCUAGUCACCUCUCCCCAUAUUUUUUUCCACUGUGUCCUAGCUGUCUCCCACCUUUUCUCUUUUUGUAGUGAUAUCUCCUUUCACCCUUGUUCUCUGAACACCUUUUUUUAAAAAUAAAAAAAAAUAAGUUUUAGCAAGGAGGCUAAUCUACCGUAUUUUCUCCCUUUCAUCUCUCAUACCUCAUCCUUUGGGUUUGUACUCUUCCUUGACUAGGGCCAACUGUGGUACCCUUACUGCGGCACACAAAACGUGACAUGCUAACGUCACAGCCUGCAUGUUGUGCCUCUUGUGUCUUGCUUCUUGUACUCUGCUCUUCCUAGUAGAGUUCUCUGUUUAAUUUUACACUGUUUCCUGCCAGUCACAGAUGCCUCUGUUGCCACUGCACAGUAUCCCUUCUUCUCGGUCUUCCUUCUCCAGCUCGCUAUCACUCUGCAAUGCUGUGUUUGGCUACUGCACAACUUCCUGUCUGCCUUUCUGCUUGCCUUCCACAUAUCCCCGUCCCAUAUCAAUACUAGUCUUACAUUUCCUGCUGUAACCUCCUCUCAUACACCUGCUCCUUCACUUCUCUCUUUUUAAUUAGGGUUUUGUUUUUGUCUCUGUGUUCCUGUGCCUACACUGUGCUUUUCCUACUCAGUCCAUCCGCUAUAAUUGGCUGGGGUGUACGUAAGCAAGGAUGACUGGAUGGGUUAAUACAUAGAUAAUUAUAUAUUUUUUGCCCAGCUUCAACAUACAUACAAUCAUAUACCAUAUUUAUUCCUAAAGUCCUUAGUAGGGAAUGGGAAGAACUGAAGUUCUGUUCCCUCUACAUCAAGUAGUCAGGUUCAAUCUCUUCCCUUACCUUUUUAGAAUUCCUGUGAUAUUCUAUAUUUUCAGCAGCCGCUGCCUGCCUGCCUCUCACUCUCUCUCUGCCCCCCCCUCUUCCCCCCUCCCUUCCCUCAGGGCUUGCUGCUUGUGAACAUGGUCCCCUUUUCAGCUUCUUUCUGCAGACUUUUGGAGACUAAGACUGUACUUACCUUAUAACAUAUAACUGGAUACCAUCCAUUGUCUAUGUUCCCGCUGUAUAGUGCCCUAGAAUAUGUUGGCAGUUUACAAAUACUUGUAGCACUGCCAUCUCAAUUUCACCGUCUGUCUUUCUUUUCCCCCCACCAUUUCUACUCCCUGCUCUUGGUUUUUUUAAUCCAGUAUUCUCAUGGUAUAGAGCUGUCUGUUCAAUCUAAUCUUUUUAGCCUUACCUUGUGCUAGUGGCUCUCUAGCACAAUUUUAUCCUCUUUCUGCUCUUCCUUUCAUUUAAGCACUGUUUGUUCUACUUGACCAUCUAGGAGUUGUCUGUUUCAUUCUAACACGGUCUGCUCUCCCUACCCAUCUAGAGCUGUCUGUUUCAUUCUAGCACGUUUGUUCUCCCUACCCAUCUAGAGGUGUCUGUUUCAUUCUAGCACGGUCUGCUCUCCCUGCCCAUCUAGAGCUGUCUGUUUCAUUUUAGCACGGUUUCUUCUUCCUCAUCUAGAGGUGCCUGUUUCAUUCUAGCACGGUCUGCUCUCCCUGCCCAUCUAGAGGUGUCUAUUUCAUUCUAACACGGUUUCUUCUUUCCACAUCUAGAGGUGUCUGUUUCAUUCUAGCACGUUUGUUUCCCUACCCAUCUAGAGGUGUGUUUCAUUCUAACACAAUCUACUCUCCCUACCCAUCUAGAGCUGUCUGUUUCAUUCUAGCACUGGUUCGUCUUUCCCCUAGAGCUGUCAUUCUACCCCUGUCUACUCUUUCCCUCUCUAGAGCUAUUUAAUUCUAGCACACUAUGUUCUCCUUCCCAAUCUGGAGCUGUUUCAUUCUAGCAUGGUUUUGUCUUUCCCCAUCUAGAGCUGCCUGUUUCAUUCUAGCAUGGUUUCGUCUUAACCCAUCUAGAGCUGUCAUUCUAUCACUAUACUCUUUCCCUCUCUAGAGACAUUUCAUUAUUGCACAGUAUGUUCUCCUUCCCCAUCUAUAGAAAUAGAGCUGUCUAUUUCAUUCUAUCACUCUCUACUCUUUCACUCUCUAGAGCCAUUUCAUUAUAGCACAGUGUCCUCUCCCUCUUUAAAGCUGCCAGUUCUCUAUUCAUUUAGCUAUGCCUUCAUCGCCUGCCAGUGGCCUCUUUCCAUUGUAGUUCUGCCUGCUCUCUAACUCAAUGGCACUCACUACCUGUCUGAUUGUAGCUGUUUGCCUGUCUUUUUAUUUGUCUCUGUUUUUUUGUCUCCUCCUAUAAAGUGCCACCUGUACUCUUUUUCACACAAGCGCUGUGCUAUCCCUCCAUGUUUAGAGCUGUCUGCUUCAUUCUCAUCCAGUCUUACCUCCCUUGCUAAAGCUGCCCAGGUUCUUAAUUUCACGAUAGCUCCCGCCAUAGUGCAGCUUGCCUUCUUUAUUAAUUGUAUUGAUUUCUGUAUAUUUUCACAUUAAUUCUGUCUUCUCUUUCUUUCCUCACUUACCUGCCCUCUUUUUGCAGUGUCCCUGUCUGCUCUGUUUCUGUAGACCUGCCUUAUCCCUCUCCUUCCUAGCUCACUGCCUGUUCUGUAUUUAAAGGGAUACUCCACAGUAAACCUUUUAAAAAGACAUGCAUUUAUUUAUUUUAGAGGGUGGGGUUAAAAACUAUAGCUUACAUUAGUAGUCACGUGAGCACCCUCUAUUUUUUAUGAAGCACAUAUUUCCUGUCUGUGUUCGGCAUUGUCUGCAAUCAGAGGCGUCUCACUGAGAAAACUUGUGGAUAAACAACAAUCAGACACUUCUCAGUGAGCUGCUGUAUGAAUUGCCGUGCCAGGAUCAGCGCGGUCCCUCACUGUUGCUGUGAAGUAUAGUUUACAGCAAGAGAGAAACCCUCCUGGUUGUCUGACAGCUGGGAAGGUGUAACAAAGGAGCUUUAGAAAAGCACAGAGUUUUCUUGAAAUUAACACUUUUUAAAAAUAUGCCUAAGGGGUUUAGAGAGUUCCUUUAAUCUAGGUCUGCCGACCCGCCUGCUCUUUUUAUUUUAGUUGUCUGUCCUACCUACAUAUUGCUGCCCAUUCUUUGUUCAGUUUUUGCACUGUGGCCUAACUGUCCUUAUCCAUUUGCAUGGAUGAUGCCUCUACUCUAAUCAUGUAGUGCUAGCUAUUCUUUUUCUAGAAGUAUAUCUUUUUUUUUUUUUUUUUUUUUUUUUAAAUGUUUCAUUUUGUAAAAAAAUUUUUUUAAAGUCUCCUAAUACUAGUAAUAGGUCUGUCUGUUGCUUGCCUUUCCAUAAAUGAUUACUCCCGGUACCAUGACCAAUUUAGUGAUUUGGUGUAUUCAUGGUGCCAGGAACAAGAGUUCCGAGCGGGCUAAUGUCGAUUCUCUGCAAAUUUGGAUGCAGAGAAUAUUGAGUGCCCUUGUCUCCCAGCAAGACCAAGUAAGAGAGCAGGGCCGGGGUGCUUAUGGUGGUUGGAGUGACCUUUUAAACAUUUCCAAUUCUCUAGGCUCUCUUUCUCUCUGUCUCUCUUUCUAGCAUACUUUGUCCUGUAUUCUCUCAUUCUCCCGGAGCUAUGUUGUCUGCAUUGCUUCUAUUUCUAGAGUACAAUGCUCUUCUUUCAUUGUCCCACUUUCCUUCUGUGCCUGAAUGGUAUCAGUCCUGGCACAUCAUUCUAUGGCAGUCUGUUCUCCAUUCUAAUUCUUCCAUAUCUGCCCCUUUUCACUUCUGCUUCUACCUUUCUUCCUAGCACAGCCUGUCUUGUAUGUCCCCUGUACUAUAAUCACUCUACUCCCUCCGUUUCCACUUGCAUUUAUUUAUAUUUAUUAUCUUAUCUUCCUUGUGUUGGGUUUUUAGUACCUGGGAGCAUCCAUUUUGUUCUCCUCUGUCCAUGAUGUCUGCUGUUUGUUUACCUUUCCGUGGAAUUCCUUUAUUGAUGGAUUGUGGGUAAAUUUGAUUGGUAACUGAAGCAGACCCUUGUUUUAAGCCCCUCCCAUUUCCAACAUGACUGCUGUAGAUCAGAAAAAGUAAUCCCAGCCUUUCUGUAGGUACUUACUGAAAGCCCACUCGCUCGGGAAAAAUAAAUAAAGAGAUUCCGUUACAGUGGGCUAUGUAUAGCAGACUAGAUGGGUUUUUGGCGAGAGAUACGCUUUAAUUAAAAAAGGUUUUAAGACAAGGAGACCAAAACUACACAGAAAAGAUCAAAGUGGUUGGUGUAAGCUAGUUCUAUAUUCAGCUAAAUCUUAUUUUGCAUUCGGACUGUCAUUGGAAUAGUGACAUUAAGGUUUCUAGCUUACAGAGAUUGUAGUGGUGUUUGUAAUGGAAUGCUCAUUAUAUGACCCACGCUUCCAGGCUGGCCACAGUUAAAGUGCAUUCUAUUCAGAGAGAACAGAAUUCAGAGCAAACACUGAUUGCAUAAAUUUUUUUGAAAAAUAUUUGUACGUGUGGAUAUAUUAAUAUAUUUCAACAAAUCCUUUUUUCAUCCAUGCUUUUGUCAUAUAUCAAUUCAAGAGCACAUGCAAGGACAUUACUUUAACGUGAGCGAAGCUAUACAAAAUCAUGGUCUGCAACAUUCUCUCCAGCAACAGUGACCUCUUCAGGGCUCCUGUUUCUGUCCCGUGUGGCAUCAUAGCUGACAACCCUAGGAAGAAGUGAUAUAACAUCCCUUCCUCCCAGUGCUGUGAAUCAGAGUUUUAUGAUUGAGCCUGCACCUCACUAGGUACCUGGGACUGCCGCAGACUUGAUAUCCUCUCCCGUUAAACCACCGAGAUCUGUGAGCUGUAGGGAGCUAUGUAUACAUCUGAUUUAUAUCGUUAACGGGACAUUAUUUAAUCACCAAAACAACUUUAGCUUAAUGAAGCCGUUUUUGUGUAUAGAUCAUACCUUUGAAGUUUCACUGCUCAAUUCACUGCCAUUUAGGAGUUAAAUCACUUUUGUUUCUGUUAAUGGGGCCCUAGCCACACCUCCCCGAGCUGUGACUGCACAGCUUGCAUGAAAACAAAAUGGUUUCAUUUUCAAUCAGAUGUUGCUUUAAAGGUUUUUUAUCGCUUGCAAAUUGAACUUCAAUUAAAUACAGGAAGCUCCUGCAGGGUCUAGCAAGCUAUUAACAGAGCAGGAGAUAAGAAAUUCUAAAUUAAACUGAAUUUGUAAUAAAGGAAAUGUAAACAUUAGAUGAUUAUUUACAGGAAGUAUUUAGAGAGGCUGUAUAAGGGAAAGGGAGGUGCGACUAGAACUGCAUUAACAGUGAUUUAACCCAUAAAUGGUAUGAAAUUGAGCAGUGAGACAGCAGGGGCAUGAUCUAUACAGCAAAACUCCAUCAUUAAGCUAAAGUUGUUUUAGUGACUAUCGUGUUCUUUUAAGUGUGUGGAGAUAUAUAGGAAGAGAAGGUGUUAAAGAAUACAAAGUAUUAGUGGCUAGUUACCUUAAAUUCCAUUUGUAAAGCGACAUAGUUAAUCGUGAUUUCUGCUGCGCAAGGACAUACAUGUCUUGGACAGCUUAACGGAAGUCACUCCAGACUUAAGCAUCGGCCGUCAAUCUGUCCCUCUUUCUUUAUUGAUAUGCUGGGUGAGGUGCAUGGGAGAAUGAGACAUUCAUGAAUCCAGACAUGUCGGUAAGGGAACCUGGACAGAAUUAUAGGAGUCGCUCCAGGUUAAAGCAGCCUCCAUCAAUCUCAGGCCGUUUAGGACAUUUAAGCCCCAGUUCUGCACUAAGAUAUGCAGGGACAUCAUGAUGAACGAUGUCACGUUACACUGUGAGUUAUGAGGUUUACUGCAGGCGUUAACUUUUUUUGUUAAUAUAGCUGGCAUAUCACGUACGGCAUGUUUUUGUGUAUAUAUGUGCAUUAGAAUAUGCGCAUGUGUGUUUAUUUCCUCAAGUCUACAGUAUAUUCAGUGUGUGAAUUAUAGCAUAUGAAAAGCACGGGUGUGUAGCUGCUAUCAGAUCACACAUAACCUGGUUCAUUGUUUUGUGAGCUAAACUAUGGGCAGCUAUCGGUGCUCUCUGUCCUAGGAGAAAGGACAGAUGGGGAAAAUAGUCACAGAAACAUGUUUGUGAGAGAAAACCUUUUUUCACCACUUGGACACAGAAGGGAAGCAUUUAGCCAGAUUUUAUGACUGAAUAGUAUCUAUCCAACCAGCAGUCGAAGGCUUCGAACUGAAUUGUGUGAAGAUGAGGAGUUGUUUUCCUCAAGUUUAAAUACAUAACUACCCCAAUAUAACCCUCAUUAAAUGGAUGUAUGCUAGUGAUGCCUGUGAAUUGCCUUUUGCCGUGGGAAAUGUAAUACUGAGGCAAUUGCAUAUCUAUUUAUUUGGAAUUUGUUUUUCCUAGAGGAAUACAGUGAGAUUUCUCUGAUUUUCAAGUAUGUCCUAGGAUUCUCAAAUCGUACAAUCUUGUCACUAGAUUAUGCACAUGUCUACAAGAGUUCUGGGCUGGCUAAUGUCAAUUUUAUGCAAAUUUUCAUGCACAGUGUCAGUGUCUCCAGACUUCAGAAGUCGAUGAAGUCUGCAGACUACAUCGACUUCUGUAAUCGGUUUCCUAAUCAUCCUGGAGCGAUGGGACAAAGUAUCGUAAUAACGUUUAAGUUUAAAAGUACUAUGAAGACCUGACUGAGUUUCCUGUCACAAUUAUGAGGGAAAGAAAAACAGGAGAGCUUACAUCCCGGAGCCUAAGACACAUACUCUAGUCUAAAAAACUAAAAGUGGCCGGGCACAGACCGUCCGAGAACUCUGAAUUAAACGUGAGCAGAAACAUCGGAGUAGGGUCCAAUGAAAGAUUACAUGAGUCCCCCAUUGUAUUCCAAACUGACACAGUAGGGUGAGACAUUGUAUGCUGGGCCACAUGCCUUGAGUCUAGCCAAGGCAAGACUGGAAGGCCUCCCAUGGACUCCACCAACACAGGAGGAUCCACUAGGAGGGGGGAUUAAUGCAGUGCCAAUCAACUAACCUCUGCAAAUGAACAGCCCGGUAGCAUACUUGGAGUAACUUUUUUUUUAUUUUUUUUUUUUAAUUAAACUAAUUUGGUAAAGUGAAUAUCGAAUGAGGUAAUAACCGCUAUACCCUAGGACAUGUAUUAAGUACAAUUAAACCUAAAUGUAUGAUUCUGGGUGAAAGAAAAAACACUGCUUUAUUUAGAUCAUUGUGUUGUUGUGUGAGCCACUUUUGCUUCACCUUACAGAUGGAUGGGUUGCUGUCUCCUCUAGAAUCCUAUGCUGCUGUGCAGAAUUCAUGAUUGUAUCUAAACAGGCAAGUUGUCCAAGCCUUGAGACAGCAAUGCUGCCAUAAAUCAUAGUCUUAAAACCGUGGUUGGGAUAGUUGUCUGCUGGGCGUCCGCCCCCUACGCCACCAAACAAAAUUACCUGUUUUUUUUCCCAAUGAAAAUAAAGUUAGUCUUGGACUGUCUGUCCAGAAAACAUUGUUAAGAGGCCUUGUGGAUUUUUUUUGUGUGAGAUUCUUACUUUGAAUCGGACAUCAGUUGGAGCCACAGUGUUAGUUUUAGAGAGCAGUUGUCUCCUCUGAGUUGUCAGAACACCAUUCUCAGUUAGUCUGUCAGAUGGUGGGCCAUGAACAUUAGUAGCCAAUAACCUACAUAUUCAUGAUUGUAGUUGUUAAUGGAUGGGUUGCUUUUUUGGGGGGUUAGGGGGGGGGAGGGUCUUUGUUAAGACAACAGUUUCUGCCUAGUGUGACUGUGGACCUUCUUUAGUUUAGACCGUUGAUGUAUAUAGGUGGCGCCCAGCAUUUUCAGGAAUGGUUUUAUAGCAUUUUUGCAUCGUUCAGCAGAAUUUGCCACCUUUCGCUAAUUUUCAGCAAUGUCUUUUCAUCAUGGUAGUCAGUGGUUCUCACAACUGCAUGACAAAGUUGAAGCUUGAAUGAGAUGAUCCUUAUUAAUGGUAGGGCCUUAGUCAACGCAAAGUGUGGUGGUGGGUAGUGGGAGCUGUGGCUAUCAUUACUGAAUGUGCUCUAAUUCAGGUCUGUCCAACUGCUACCCUAAAACCCUUAUGGUGACUGCAGGGUAGUUGGUGCAUUGCACCAGUAUCCGCUGUUGUGGUGAGCUUGCAGGAGAGUAACAUAAAUCCUGUUUGUCUAAACAUACAGAUUCUCCCCAUGUCUGGUUCAGUUCUCAGUGUCUGUGCUCUCUCACAUUGUCCAGGGUCUCAGGAUGGAUUAUCCUGUCAUUUAAAAGGACCCACAAAGUGCGAGGGUGCAGAGACAGAGUUGACAUAGAGUACUCUGUUCUCAACCCCCUCCAUUAAACUGCCAAGAAUAAACCCCUAUUGACACAGGCAGUUUUACUAUGAGGGGGCUGAAAAUCUAAGGCCAGCCCUGUUAUUUUUUUAUUUUUUUUAAAGACCUACAGACUUAUUCAACUGAUUGAACCUACCGCUAGGUUAUCAUUUAUUAAUUUUAUCCAAAAGAUUAUUCGCUAAACCCUACAUUUUGCUGAAAUAAAAACCGUGUCACACUACAUAGGCUACACUAAUUAAAGGAAUUCUAUGGGCACCCAGAUAACUUCAUCUUAGUGAACUGUUGUGGGUGCCAUAUCCCUGUCUUUUUAACCCUGCAGGAAUGGCAGUGUUUUCAUUGCAGGGUUAACACACUUUUAUCAGGAAGUUAGCCACUAGAGGCGCUUCCUUAGCUAUAGGGACUUGAACUUGGUUAUUUUUCGCAUGACUCCUAGAGAGCAUUUGAUUUUUGCUGCUCUGUUUUGAUACGCCUGCGCACUAGCCUCCCGAUGCUUCCCUAAGAUCUUUAUGAUCUCAGCCAAGGAGGCGGAGAGGCAGCACAAAAACUAAUAUCUAAUGAGACUAAAGGGGGAGGGGGAGGAGUACAUGCUUGUAGUCCAAACGCUAUGAUGUUCCUUUUAAAGGGACACUAUAGUCACCAGAACAACUACAGCUUAUUGAAUUUGUUCUGGCAAGUAGAAUCAUUACCUUCAGGCCUUUUCUUGUAAACACUGUCUUUUCAGAGAAAAUGCAGUGUUUACAUUACAGCCUAGUGAUAACUUAACUGGCCAUUCCUCAGAUAGCUGUUAGAAAUUCUUCCUGGGUCAUGGCUGCCUAAAAUGCAUCCAAACAUUUAGUAUCUCCUCCCUCUGCAUGCAGACACUGAACUUUCCUCAUAGAGAUACAUUGAUUCAAUUCAUCUCUAUGAGGAGAUGCUGAUUGGCCAGGGCUGUGUUUGAAUCAUGCUGGCUCUGCCCCUAAUCUGCCUCUUUGUCAGUCUCAGCCAAUCCUAUGGGGAAGCACUGUGAUUGGCUCAGGCCACCACUUCUGAUUAUGUCAGCAGGCAGUGGGCAGGUCUAAAGAAAACAGGGAGAAAAUAAGCAGUUGCAGAUUUGAAUACAGUAAGAUUUUGCUAUAUUUAUGGAGGCAUGAGGGGCUCAGGGUGGCUAAAUGGUGGAUUUAGUCAGGAAUACAUGUUUGUGUUAUUGACCCUAUAGUGAUCCUUUAAAGUUGGAGAACAUUUGUAAAUCCUAUUUCUACCUCAAUUGUUUUAAUUCAAUUUCAACUCACUAUAGUUUGGUAGUUAGUGAAUACACAACAUAGGUUUGGUUUGUUUCAACCCCCUAGAACAUGUAUCCAAGGGCUGGGUUAAUUUAGCAAAGAUGAACUUGAUAAAGGGACACUGACUAGGGCUGUGUUUGUCUUGUGCUUGCUCUGCCUUUUGAUCUGCCUCCUUGACAGUCUCAGACAAUCCAAUGCUUUCCCAUGGCAAAGCAUUGUGAUUGUCUUUGAAUAACACUUCUGAUGAGGCAGAUCAGGAGCAGAGCCAGCAGCAGCAGACUGUAAUACAAGUAAGAUUGUGCUAUAUUUAGGGGAGCCAAGGAGUCUAGGUGGUGGAUUUAACACAAUAGGGUCAGGAAUACAUGUUUGUGAUCCUUUAACAGCAAAAAUACUUUGCAGUAAAGUUUAGAAACAAAAUCUCACCAGUGUAGAUUGCUUUUUAAUGUGGUAUAUAUGUGAGGGGAUCCAUUGUCCUGCGUUUUGUUCUAAUUGCUGGAGUAUAGAUCCGUGAAGAAAAUUCUGCCUCCCUCAGCUGCAUUAUACACUGCUUAGGGCCAGAUUUUAGUAAACGUGUGUUUGAUUUUUCUGCAGACAGUAUGAUCCGAGUGGGUUCUGAUUACCAGGCUCAGAUUCCAGAGUAUAAACCAGGUAAGACCAGCUCAAAAAUAAUUAAAAUAAUGAUAAAAUAAAAGGUUUAUUCUACUUCAAAAUAUAAUAUAUAUAUAUAUAUAUAUAUAUAUAUAUAUCAUUUGUUGCAUGCUGCCUUUUUGUUGGGAUUCAUGCAGGAACCAUUUUGUAUUGACACGGAGUAUUAUCAUUUCCCUGUCCCACGAUGUGUGCUCACUAAAGAAAUUCUACUGAAGUAAUACAAUUGUUUAGUGAAUAGUGUGAGUCUACUUCACAAUUCUAUUUUUUUUUUUUUUUCAUCCAGCAUAUCACUGAAACAGGAUAAUCAAAAUGGUAAUCCAAAUUGUGGGGAUUUUAUGGGUGGAGUAUUUGCAUUCUGGAUCAGUAAUUUCUAGAAUUCCUCUAGAUCAGGGGUUCCCAACCUAGUCCCCAUGUACCCCCUACCAGUCCAGGAUUUAGGGAUUAUUCUGUUGUGUCUAAAGUUUAUUUUUUUUCCUUUCUUCCUAAAAACACCUUAGACACAACUGGGUAAAUCAUAAAUCCUGGACUGUUAAGGGGUACUUGAGGACUGGGUUGGGAACCACUGCUCUAGAUAGUAUCAGUGUGUUUUAAAUGAACACUCCCACCCCUGUGACAGCUUGAGCUUUGCUGAUGAGGAUGUGUUAGCCUAUCACUGGACGCCCAUUGACUGAAAUAGUUCUGGGGUAGGCAGAAAUAUGUACUGCUUGUCUCAAUGGGCGCCCAGUGGUAGUCUGAAAGCGUCAACUGAAGCUCUCAGCUUUUCCCUGCUAACCCUCCCUCAUACCGCAGUGGAAGGAACCCGGGUGGCAGAGGUGCUGGGUGCCGGAGCCUCAACUUCAGAGUUAAACUAUUUCCAAAUUGUUUAAUCCUUGAAGGUAAGGAAGUACACACCUGCUCACAUAUUAGUCUAAAUUACCUUAUGUUGUUAUGGGGUUCGGAGUGUUCCUUAAAAACAGUUUGAAGAUCAUUGCGAUCUUAGAGAGUUUAAUGAGGGAGACUGCACCUCACUAGGUACCUGGGACUGCCACAGACUUGAUAUCCUCUCCCGUUAAACCACCGAGAUCUGUGAGCUGUAGGGAGCUAUGUAUACAUCUGAUUUAUAUAGUUAAAGGGACACUAUUUAAUCACCAAAGCAACUUUAGCUUAAUGAAGCAGUUUUUGUGUAUAGAUCAUACCCCUGCAGUGUCACUGCUCAAUUAUCUGCCAUUUAGGAGUUAAAUCACUCUUGUUUUUGUUUAUGCAGCCCUGCUCACACCUCCCCUGGCUGUGACGGACACAGCCUGCAUGAAAACAUUGUUUAACUUUCAAUCGGAUCGGACUAGCACAAUUCGUUGAACUUCUAAAGUUUCUAGCAAGCUUUAAUCAGAGCAGGGCCAGAGCACAAUAAAUUCUAACUUAGACUGUGCAAUAAAGGAAGUUAGAUCUUUUUUACAAGAAAUCUAUAGGUAGACUGUAUAGGUCACAUAAAGUGAUUUAACUCCUAAAAAGCAGAGGAUUGCGCAGUUCAACUAGAGGGGCAUGCUGUAUACACCAAAACCAUCUCAUUAAGUUAAAGGUUUUUUAAAAUGAUUUCUUAACCUAUGUUUUUAUUUUCUGAAUCCUCUGCAGAAAACUUCUCUGGUAUUAGUAAUGUGGAAAUGAAGGGGAUGCUGGUUUGGUCACCAAAUCAUUUUGUGUCAGAUGCAAAGUGUGAGUAUAAAUGAUUAUAUGUCUUUUUCUGUGCUUAGAUGGAGAGCCUAAAAGCAAAUAACCAUAUCAUUAACAGCUACUUACCUUUCUCAAAUACCCUUCUAGCAUAAGUCAAUAUAGCUGAUAUCUAUCUAUUGGAUCAUGUAGAAGCAUUUGAUUGGACCAUUUCACAAGCUCAGAGCACACAGCAAUCAAGUUCCAAAAGGAACUAAAAUGCACAAUUUUCUUUUUUUCUUGGGACUAGCUCAAAUGCUCCUUACAUGUAACUUAUGGUGACAAUUCAAUAAAAAUACAUUUAAUAAAAAUAUAUCAGAAAACAUACAGGCAAUUCUAAUAACACAAUAACAUAUCUACAAAGGGCUGGGGAAGUCAAUAAGCAACACAAAAUAUAUUUCCUGCCUGCAGAAUUAGUAAUGUGAAAAUCUACCUGAAUAUGCAAAUUAUAAAUUAACAAGCUUUGCUAUUCAGGUACUGUAUAUAGCUGUUGCUACCAACAGAGGGUGCUAUAAAGGCUCAAUAGCCAAAUCCACUUAUUUGAUAACAAGUAUGAAGAGGACAGGAGAGCACACAAAUCAACAAUAUACAAACACAUUAUAAACACCCUGCAACUACAGUAGGCACAGGGUGACUUAGACUUGGGAACCUUUGUAAAGUGUCCUUCUGCUCCUAGUGUUGGUGACUGUCACAGACAUGCUACAACAAAGCCAUUCUUCUAUUUUAGUUUAAAAAUAAAAAUGUGCCACGACGGCACCAAGAGAUGUGGGCCUCCUGUGGUUCCCCAAGGCACCAUCCACCUCAAAUUUUUAGCCGGCUUCCAAACGCCCCCCUUAGCUCCCUUAACCACCAACCAUAGCCCGCAGACAUAGCCAGAACGAAAACACACCACCAAACUGGAGCACGCAGCCCACCUAUAAACCUAAACCGGAACCCAUUGCAGAAAAACCACUUACCAGGUGAACGAAAGAUCGCACACUACCGUCCAUAAGUGGACAAUGAACAUACAAACAGGCCACUAAUCCUAAAUAUACUCUGCUCAAUUAUUUAAUUGUACAAUUGUUAAACUAAGUUGAACUGUAUUAUAUUGAUGCUGUAACCCACCAAUUAAGCCAGAAAUCGCAUACCACAGCAAUUGUUUGUAGUAUAACGGUGAACAGCUCAUACAACCAUACCAUGCUGUGUUAUAUACUGCAACAUUGUCAUAAUCUCUCUUUGUUUAUUCAAUUUCUGUAAUAAACCGUUGCACCGGUGUGGUCACACCGAAGACAUGCAAUACUUUCAAAACUCAAAAAUAAAGAAUGUUUAAAAAAAAUAAAAACAUAAAAAUAAGAAUUACAAUUCCUUUAACCCCUUCAUGUGCUUAUUUUAUGCUCCCUUAGUGGAUGAAUACAUCUCCAUGGCAAAGGAGAAGCAUGGAUACAAUGUUGAACAGGUACUCGCCUCCUUUCUUCAUCGACACAUUCUUUGCACUGUUCAUUCUUUUCCUGUUUGAACCACCUUGUGUGUAUUUUAUGUUCUCCUUUACUUGCAGGCCCUAGGGAUGUUACUAUGGCACAAACACGAUGUGGAGCGCUCACUUGCCGACCUAGCUAAUUUCACACCAUUUCCUGAUGAGUGGAGCGUAGAAGACAAAGUCCUGUUUGAGCAGGCAUUCAGCUUCCAUGGGAAAUGCUUCCAGCGCAUUCAUCAAAUGGUGAGGACACGCGUCCUCUCAGCUACAGGACAUGUCAUUUUAAAACUACUUUAGAUAUAUGGUUAUGUCAGACUGACACAUUUACUCCACACUAUCUACAUAGAGUCCCUCUACUCUACUCCCACAGCUUCCUGAGAAGGUAAUACCCAGCCUGGUGAAAUAUUAUUACUCUUGGAAGAAAACUCGGAGCAAAACCAGUGUGAUGGACCGACAGGCCCGCCGCCUGCAGACCAAAAGGGAAGAGGGGUAAGAGCAUGUAUUGGUGUAUGAUAAUAAAAAGCGUGUUUUUGGGGAAUAUUUCGUUGCUUGAUGGUCGUGAUAUUUGACCCAAAGGUAAAUAGACGGGUUUUAAAUUGUAAAUGGGAAGAGCUAGGGUAGGUGGAAAAUAAGUUGUGGUAAUGAAAAGAGAGAUAAGACCCCUAAUGUGUUCAUUAUAAUAUACAUAGCACUCCUGCCCUCAGGAAUGAAGAUGGUGAAGAACCGCACAAAAUAAGUGAUGCUGAGCAAGAAUCUCCUGACACAAAGAAAGAGGUAAGGAGCAAAGUUUAAAACGUACAGCUCUGGAAACGACUUCAUAUUAAAGAAACUGGCAGUGAAAUUUGAAUGUCCAACAUCAGAAAUGAAUUCUGAAAAGCACUCUGGGUCAUUUUGUAUAAUCCUUUUAUUGUGAUCCACGACACACUAGCUAGCAAAGUGCCAGCAGUCCGCUUGCAACGAGCUUCACUUCAAAGGGAGCUACCUUUGACAUUUACACCACUGAAUAAAAUAUUGAAAACAUGGUUAAAAUAAAUUAUACAUUCUCUUCAGAGAGUUGCUCUGUUUUUCUUUUACAGUUUAUAUUAUUUUAGCAAUAUCUUAAAGGGACACUAUAGGCACCCAGAACACAAUAGCUCAUUGAAGUGGUGUGGGUGCACUGUCCCAGCACCCAUAACCCUGGAAAGGUAAUUAUUGCAGUUUUUUUUUAAAUAAAUUCCAAUAAUUACCUUUAUGUCACGGAGUAUUAACCCUAACAUGCAUAGUUUAGGAUAGCAAGGAACAGACAAGCUAAAUAUAAAUGUCUUACCAGGCCUUAGAGUGGCCAGACUAAAUGUUAGAUAGAGUAACGAGUAGUUAUAAUACAAGCUGAUGUCUGGGUAACGGAGAGAGAGCUAAAACGAGAACUAGCCAGAGUCAGGUACACAGUAAUAAUCAGAUGGACAGAGACAGCAAAGGUGGACCCGAGCCAGCACCAAAGGGGAAGCAAUCGUUUAUUUUCCUGGCACUUUAGUUUCCCUUUAAUCCAGAUCAGGCAAAGCAAAGUUAUUGCUAAUGAGAAGUGGAAAUAUAAAGAUUCUUGCAUUUUUCAUCUUUGAAUGCUUUCUGUAUGCUGAAGAGGGUUUAUAGAAAUGAUUGACAGGGAGCUAAGUUGCUCAGUUUUAGCAUAAAGAGGUGUAGAUACAUUUUAAUUUUAUUCUUCAAACCUCACAUUAUAAAUCUGAGGAUACAUAUAAGGAAGUUAGUAAACCUAAUAUGAGAGACUACCGAUGAGUAAGCGCCAUUUCAAGCAACUGCAGUUUUCUGUAGUGGUUAUGGUGCCAGGAUUGCCCUGGCACACACACACAGUAUGGAGUCAUUGCAUUUUUGAACGUUUUGAUUUCUAACCUGGGGUCCGCCUCCACUACUAACACCAGAGAGACAUAAAUUAACUAAAUGGCAGAGAGCGACCAGCCCACCAAAACCUAGAUCAGAAGUAAAUUUAUGCAAAAAAAAACCCUGCUUGACUACUUACUAUGGGGAAGUGAGCACCACAAGGGAACUCCUGGCACUAUAACCACUGCAGCACGCUGUUGUAUUUAAGGCACUUGGAGUGUUACUUAAAGGACAGCAGUCAUCUCGAAAUUAUUUUUUAAUAUAAUAAGCCUUUCAUUGCGUUUAGGAAGGAGAAAAUCACCCUAUCAUCAGUAUAUGACCGGAUCCUUCAGCCAUAUACAUACAUCUUGGAUCAGACAAUGUUUUAUAACAAACCGUUAGUCUCCAUGAUCUCUCACAUUUUCACUCCAUUCACAGAAGCAGGGGAGACCACAGAAUCUGUCUGACUCAAGAUCCACAUAUAUGGCCGGAGGACCAUGUCAUACACUAGUAGGUGGAGAUGAUGUUUUUCAAUUUAAAUUUUUUUUUUUUUUACAUAUGCUUCAUUUUAAUAAAAUCUAAUAACUUUCAAAUUUGAUGAAAGGAUUAUUCUAUUAAAAAAUUGCCUCAGUGAGUAAUGAUUCUGUCUCUCCUUUUUGUGCUUGUGUCCCUUUUUAUUUUGUAGUUUUCAGCAAACAUGGACUUCUCUCUCUGUAUGCUUUAGUAGCCUUGGAGGCCAUUUUGACAUCUUUUCACCCAGCUCUAUCAACACCUCCCUUUUAUCCUUUUUAUUUUAUAUUAGGUGUUGGACCCCCAGAAGCAAGGAGUGCUAGCUUCAGCUGGGAAGCCCGGCCCAGUCAGGAAGGAUCCUUUGGUUUCUCAGUACAGACACCACCCAUUGCGCUCACGGCGACGGCCUCCUAAAGGCAUGUUCCUCAGCAAGAGUGACAUUGCUUCUAUUUGUGCCAGCUCAGAGAUGCCAACACUCGCUCUGUGUCAACUGGAUACCCAACUCAUUUCACUGAAACGGCAGGUCAGGAGAAUGUGUUUAAUUAUUUUUCAUUGGUACAGGAAAUUGGGAAUAGUAGCUUAGAUGACCGUUUAAUGUCUAUAGAAAUAGAGUUUAACAGCAAGUGGGCAGAUUCCAUUUGUAAAUAAAAUGAAAAUUUCAGUCCUGUGGUAAUGAACAUUUAAUAUAAUUUAAUACAAAUGAAAUUAAUAGGGAACAUGAUUUUGAAGCCAACUCUUUAUUGAUGUAAUACAAAGUUAAGCCAGAAGUCACCCAUGGAUUAUGGGGGGUGGGUGGGUGGGUUGGACUGUAAUUCACAUCCAACAUACCUGUAAAAAAAAAAAAUCCUUUAGUUACUCACGGAAUUGCAACGCCGGAUAUCUUUCUGCGCUCCGCCUCUUUCGACAUCAUCUGACAAGAAGAGCUAGUGUGCAUGAUUCAGUGCUUUCCUAUGGGGAUUUUACUGACACUGGACAUCAUCAUGGAGAGUGUGAGGAGGUCCAGCAUCGUUUUAAGGGACCCAGAGUCUCGUAAACUUCCGGAAGCUCCUAUAGGGGCUGUCUCAUAGACAGCCACUAGAGGGUAUCUUAGUUCUGCAUAUACACAUUGUGGUUUCUCUAAAUCAAUCAUGUCAAACUCAGUGGCACAGGCCACAUAAACAAGGUUUAAGUUUAUCUGGGCCGCAAAAAACAAAUACCUUCAAUUUUCAUAGAAACGUAGGUUUAUUUUAAAAAGUACAGUAUAAAAAAAACCCAGCACCUCCCUCUACAACCCUGUGCAAAAUAUAUCCUCCCGCUGACACACACUCACUGACAGACACACACACUUACACAUUCUUGCACACACACACUUUUCUUUAUUGCUCCUUACCUUUUGGAGCUGAUGUGGGGCAUCUCCCUGGGGUCCUUUUAUCUGCUCCCGCGCGCGUGGUUUAGUGAUGCCAGGUGCCGGAAUAUGACGUCAUAUUCCGGCACCCGGCUUCACUAUAGACGGCGCGCACGUGGGACAGUGAGGAGCAGGAACACGGAGCUCCCUCGCUUCUUCCACCGUCCCCUACUCCCCAGCCGGGUAAGUUUUAGCAGAGUAGGCACCUGCAAUGUGGGGAAAGCAGCUGCCUACUCUGCUAUAACACCAGCAUGUACUCGCGGCUCGCCGGGCCAGAAAGAUGGUCCUUGUGAGUUUGACAUGCUUGCUCUAAAACUUCAAUGUUUUCCAUUGCAGGACUAAGAGGAACGGCAACACUACACCCAGACCACUUCAAUGAGCUGAAGUGUUCUGGGUGCCUAUAGGGUCCCUCUAAAGUGAAAAUCUUGGUUUUUUGUUUUUUGUUUUUUUUAAGUAGUAACUGACCCUUACCCCUAACCAUUAGGUAAGCAUUGUUUAUUUAAAAAAAUUGCAGUGCUUAAGUAUACACCCUACAUCAACAAGCUGGACUGUAUUGUAUUGUGCGUCUUGGGGCAUAGGUGAACAUGAAGAAUUUCAGUGUAAAAACAUGUUUUGUGUAAAUUGAUUUUCUUUUUUUAAUCUAAAACAUAUAGGGUUGUUUUGUUUUUGUUUGGUUAAAAAUAAAUAGAACAAAGGUAGAAUUUUUAAAAAAAUUUUUUUUUAGGAACACUAUAGUCACCAGAACAACUACAGCUUAUUGCAUUUGUUCUGGUGAGUAUAAUUAUUCCCUUCAGGCUUUUUGCAGUAAAUACUGUUUAUAUAGAGAAAAUGCAGUGUUUACAUUACAUCCUAGUGAUAACUUCACUGACUACUCCUCAGAUGGCUACUAGAGGUGCUUCCUGGGGGAGUGCUACAAAGUGUGCAGCACUGCCAUUCAGUGUCUCCACGCUCUGCAUGGAGACACUGAACUUUCCUCAUAGAGAUGCAUUGAUUCAAUGGGCCAGGGCUGUGUUUGGCUUGUACUGGCUCUACACCUGAUCUGCCUCCUUGACAGUGUCAGCCAAUGCUAUGUGAAAGCAUUGUGAUUGGCUCAGAGAUUCACUUCUGAUGAUGUCAGCCAAGCAGGCAGAUCAGAGCCAGCAGCUGCAGACUUAAAUACAAGUAAGUUUUUACUAUAUGUAGAAAGGCAAAGGGGGCCAGAGGGGCUAGAUGGUGGUUUUAACACUAUACAGUCUGGAAUACAUGGUUUUUCUUCCUGAUCCUAUCGUGUUCCUUUAAGCUAUCUGAUGAACUUUAAACAUAAACAAGAUAUUGCUAGCUAUAUUUUUUAGUUAACUCCUCUAAACUAAGCAUUUUCCAUGCUCUUUUAUCCCCUAAAUAUUAUAUUCUGUAUUCAUUUUCUGCCAUGGGUGGUGAGCUCUAUUGUGUGUAACAGAACAUGCUGGCAAAAUAGAAUAAGAAGUAUGGGGCAUUUCAAGCUAAAACCCAAUUUAAGUCUGACAUAGUUGGCAGGGUUCCUGCUCUUCUGAUAGUCUUCCAUAAUAAGAAAAAUGGGAAUCCUAAGCAUACCGAAAUAAGGUGAAAUAAUGGUUUAUUCAGCCAUCAAGCACAGAAUGGCUGAGCAACGUUUCAACACAAGGUGUCUUUAUCAAGCUGGAAUAUCUCAGAGUGGUGGGAUGAGAUACUGCUCUGUUAUGGUGUGAUCAGCAUAAUCCUGCUUUGCAGGGCCUUGGCAAAACAUUUGUAACACUUUUUCCUGUUUCAGGUACAAAACAUUAAACAGACGAAUAGUAGUUUGAAGCAAAGCCUUGAUGGAGGAAUUAAUGAGAUGAGACCCCCAGAGGUAGGACAAUCUAUUAUGUUUUACAAAUACGUUUACCUAAUAUUUGAUAAUAAAAUUUCACUAACUGACUUUUUUUUAAUGCUUCCCCCUCUCUCUAUAGCUUAAUAUUAAGAUGAAUGCUCGCUGGACCACAGAUGAACAGCUUUUGGCCGUGCAAGGUGAAUGUUUUAGGAGCAGAGAGUGCAUUGAGGAGGUCUUAAUGCAGUGAUAUUUUGUACAGGACUGUCAUAUUCCAACAUAGCAGGAUAUAGCAUCGACAGUGCUGUUUGCAUAUGUGGAUUAGUUCAGGGUUUGUUGAGCUGAUUCAAAGGACGAAUAGAGGUGUAGAAUCAGAAGGCAUGGUGUGUAAUGCUGUCUGUUGCAUAACGUCACAAAAUGAAAUCGGAUUUAAAAUAUGAACACUGUCCUCUCUGUGCCAUUCUUAGCUGUGAGGAAAUACGGAAAGGAUUUCCAGGCCAUUGCUGAAGUUCUGGGUAACAAAACUCCAUCCCAGGUGAAGACUUUCUUCAUUAGUUACCGGAGGCGCUUUAACCUGGAAGAGGUGUUACAGGAGUGGGAGGCAGAGCAGGACCCGACUCCAUCAACUGCAUCCACCGAGCCGGCCAGUAAGUCCUCUGGCUCCUCUCAGACAAGCAACGAUGAAGAGGAUGAGGUACAAUCAGUUCCCUGUUGUGUUUCCGUGUGUGCAAAGUUUGAUCUCAAACCAUACUUGAAGCCAUGUUCCCUGUAAUGUUCUUUUUACAUAUGUUGCUUGCCUUUAACCCCUUAAGGACCAAACUUCUGGAAUAAAAGGGAAUCAUGACAUGUCACACAUGUCAUGUGUCCUUAAGGGGUUAAAUACACUCCAGACUCCCACGCGAUAUUCACAAUGUGUACAGGUUAAAGGGACACUAUAGUCACCCAGACCACUUCAGCUCAAUGAAGUGGUCUGGGUGCAAUAUCCCUCAGGUUUUAACCCUUCAGAUGUAAACAUAGCAGUUUCAGAAAAACUGCUAUGUUUACAUUGCAGGAUUAAUCCAACCUCUAGUGGCUGUCUUCCUGACAGCCGCUAGAUGCGCUUCUGCGCAUCCAGCGUGCAGAACGUAUAACAUUGAGAAAUGCUUUCCUAUGGACUGUUUGAAUGCGCGUGCGGCUCUUGCCGCGCCUGCGCAUUCUGCUCCACUCUGGAGCUGACGUCAGCGGGGAAGGAGAGGUCACCAGCGUCGAGGGAGCCCAGCGCUGGAUAAAGGUAAGUGGUUGAAGGGGGCCUAAGAAUGCUAUAGUGUUAGGAAAACAAGUUUGUUUUCCUCACACUAUAAUGGUCCUUUAAUAUACCAGUAUAUGAAACAAUUACUUGUAGCUGACUUACUUAGAGGCUGAAACACAGGAAUAUAUUGGAAUUUGAACAUGUUUAGAAACAGCCUACAAAUUUAUUAAGGGGAAGGAAAAAUUUUCAUUAUAAAGAAAGGUUAACAAAUGUACAUCUAUUUAGUUUAGAAAAACGACGCCUCAGAGAGGAUAUGAUAGCUAUAUAUAUAUAUAUAUAUAUAUAUAUAUAUAUAUAUAUACACACACACACACACACACACACACACACACACACCACACACCACACACCACACACACCACCACCACCCCCCCCCCCAAUACAAACCAUCGUCUGGAAACCUAUUCCUAAACAGGAUUAUGUGUAGGACCCAAAGUCAUGCAUUUAGACUGCAAGAAAGGAGAUUUGGUCUAAUGCAAAGGAAAGGGUUCUUAACAGUAAGGAAUAAGGUGUGGAAUUACCUGAAGUAAUACAGACAGAAAAAUCAAAUGCUGAAACAUGUUAAUGGGGAGAAGCAACAGUCCUGCGAUGGUUCUCUCUUCUUGGCUGGAGUAACGAUAAUUAUUCACAAUAGUUAGGUAGUUGCACUUCAGAUGGGUAGUUAUGUAAAACAAAAACAGAGAGUCCAAUGGUGGAGUAUAUCUAAAUACAAAGGCAGGAAUGAAUGGUGAGACAUUUAUAUUAAAUAGAGCUUCAAACCAGCUCUAUAUAUUGGGCCUUGGAACCACCUAUUUUUGUUUGCUUUAUUCUAAUAAUGUUUGGUGAGUGUUGCUUUUGUUCUGAAUUUUUAAUAUGUGUGGCAACCACUCUUGAUCCAAAGAGAUAUGACUACCAUUCUCGUUACUAUUUUUUUGCAAAAUUGGAAAGUGCUUCAAACUAGGUUAGAUUAUUAUUAUUUUUUUUUUUUGCCUUCUUUUGGUUUAACACCAAAACAGAUAUAAAAGACUUAGCUAGAUGGACACACAUAUUUCUUCAGCCUUUCUAACUGUUUCAGCUGUUAUUAUUCUAUUAAAUGUAUGUUUCUCACAUGAGUUUGGGAUGUUUUAAGUGUGUACCGAUGGUAUUCUGGAUUGCAGUUUAGUUACAAGUUAUUGUAUAUAAUGACCUACAAGCAGGACUAAUUUGUAAUUAUUUUUGUUCUCCUUCCAUAGGUGCAGAUCACAUCUGUCUCCUCUUCUUGUCAGACAGCUCCACCAGCUGCCACUCUCUCCCUUCCUCCUCCUCUUUUACGCCCAGCUUUGCCCUCCGCUCCUACACUACACCGUCAGCCCCCUCCACUUCAGCCAGGACGCCUACUUCAACCACGACCACCACCUCUUGUUCGCCCCGCCCCACGCCAGAGCCCCCGUGCCCCCCCGGCUUUAGUGGGAAACCACGCAGAGCCUGCUUUCUCUUGAGGACCUGUUUCAGCUCACCCCAUUAGGCUAGUUGGGGAGUGGGUGGGGUAUUUAUGGCAUGGCUGCAUUGAAAACUGUAAUAUUUAAUAAUUGUCUCUGUGGAACAAAGCAGAUAGUCUCCAAGAAGAUAAAGUAUUAUGGAGCAGUGUGCAUACGGGUAAUGCAGAGAAAAUCUGAUGGGUGGGCAGAUUGCUCUCAUUAGGUCACCUCAUGUGUGGGUUUAGCGAAUACAGGGGAUGGUGCGUGUAACAGGCAGGGAAUAUUUUCCAUGGUGGAAAUGAGAGUAUUAAUUUACGCGAGUAUACACUCGUUAUUCAAUAGUCCUCUGACAAACAUUGCUCCAUCCAUGAAAUCAGAAAUGCACGUCUUCAAAAGCUCACCCAGUGGAAUGAAGAGACAUUUUACCUAUUAUCCAAAUACACCGGAUACAAAAGAGGAUGGCAGUAGAUUGCUACCUUCCAAUUAGACUAAAGUAUCUGAACGGCUGAAUGCUUUCACCCUAAUCGGCCUGUACUUUAAAAUAGCUGCCAUUGCUCAUCAUGGAUUUAGAAAGUAGAAUUGUGUGUGUGGUUUUUUUUUUCGUUUUUUUUUUUUGGAAAGGGCAAUGAGCAGAAAGAGAUAUUGUAUGGGGAGGGCGGGAAGGGAGGGCUGGACGUACUGUGCUAAAGACACUCUUGGGACCAAUGCUGCCAUAUCUUUUUAAAGACUUGGGUUGUUACAACAUGGCCUCUGUCAUCUUCCCUGUAAAACAUGGCAUUACUUUGAAUUGCACAUCAACCCUUAAUGUCAAGGGCUUGAAGUUUUGGAGCAAAGCGGAUGUUUCUGAACAUUAACUUUAAGGUUGAUAACAUUAGAUUGUUGGUACAUGGCUAUGGGUAUUGCCCAAUGGUUGAACACUCCAAUAAUGUAGUAGUGACUUUUUAACUUUGUGAAUAGUUAUCAAAUAAACUUUUUUUUUCUUUUUUUCUAAUGUACAUAAUGUUUUUUUCC
Pelobates cultripes (western spadefoot toad) is the source of this 27384-nucleotide messenger RNA. Lineage: Eukaryota; Metazoa; Chordata; Amphibia; Anura; Pelobatidae. The record is from the annotation of a GenBank genome assembly.